This is a messenger RNA of Dimorphilus gyrociliatus, 1203 nucleotides long. NCBI's taxonomy places the organism in Eukaryota, Metazoa, Annelida, Polychaeta, Dinophilidae. The record is from the annotation of a GenBank genome assembly.
AUUCACCGCCAUUUUGCUACCUUCAACAUUAGUCUAAUAUACAGGACGAAAAGCUUUUAAAAAAACUGCUGUGAUGUAAACAAGUUUUAAAUGAAGUAUGUUUCCUAAUAUAAGAAAAAUCUUUUUCUGUUCAAUUUCAAUAGUCUUGCUGUUAUUUAUUUGGAAAAAUUAUGUGACAUUGCAUAGUGGGAAAACUACUAAAGUUGCUGUUACAGAAAAAACUGUAAUUUCUACUCACAAUUUAAAAUUUCCAAGAAAUGUGUCAACAGUAUCAGAAUCAAACUUUGUGACAGACUCUAUUCCCCUAAAUGAAAAUUCCUACUAUACACUAGCUGAUAAAGAGAUAAACUCGUUUUAUUUCAAAUUUCUCUUUCCUCAAAAAGAGCUAUGUUCAGAUAAAACUGUAUUCUUCAUUGUUAUUUUAUCAGCAGGUAUUAUAUCCAUUUUCACGUUUUCCUUUUUUACCAGAAAUUUUUUUCUAUAGUUAUGAAUACCGUCCAACGUGAAGCCAUUCGUAAAACAUGGGCCUCUAAAGAGUCGAGUCAUAUUAAAAGUGGAGCUUAUAAAAUUUUUUUUCUCUUGGGUAACGUUGAAGCCGAAGGAACAGAUUUUUGGAUUUUUAAAGAAACCGAAAAAUAUAGAGAUAUUAUCCAAGUAAAUAUUACUGACACGAUGUCCAAUCUUGUGUAUAAAUCUUUGGCAUCUCUAAAGCUGAAGCGUGAUCACUGCGGCACUGCAUCCUUCUAUGUAAAAGUGGAUGAUGAUGUUCUACUUAAUCUUCACAAUUUAGAAACUGCAAUAUCCAAAGCUAAAAUGAAAAACUGGGGAAUUAUGGGGUCACUAAAUAUCCAAGAUAAAGUCAAAAGAAAAUAUUCUAGAGCCGUCAGUAAGAAAACUUAUCCAUUCACGUUUUACCCAAAGUACGAAACUGGUGCAUGCUAUGUCAUUACUAAAGAUCUAAUUGAACCAUUAAUAUCAGCAUCUAAAAAAAUGAAAACAAUAAAAAGUGAAGAUGCAUAUAUUACCGGUAUAUUGGGAAGAAUGCUAAAAGUUAAACAUUAUAAACAGGAAGGGUUUUCUUUUUGGAAAUCUUUGAUUUCAAAAGAUGAAUGUGAAUUCAUUAAAGGAAAAAUUUCCCUUACAAAUUUUGAAUCACCAAAAAAAAUGGAAGAGUAUUGGCACAAAGCCCAGAUGUGUAGCUAA